AUGAUAAUAAAUCUUUUUUCUAUUUUUGACCCUUCUUUAAGGUUGUUUUCUAUUUCUUGAGUAAUAUGUGGAUUUGUUUUUGUUUUGUUUCCUUCUUUAUAUUGAGUUGGUGGAAUGUAUUCUUAUUUAUUUCUUAACCUAUUUUGUUUUAGGAAAAAGGAGGUUGAUUAUAGUGUUAGUAAAGUAGCAAAAGGGGUUUAUAAGAUGAUUUUAAGAAUUUUUAUCUGUAUUAUGUUAUAUAAUUUUUUUGCUAUUUUUCCCCAUAUUUUUUCUAUCACUUCUCAUUUGUUAGUAACUUUCCCGUUAUCAUAUAGAUUUUGGGUUGGGAUUAUUUUAUUCAGCUUGUAUAAAUCUUUAAAAGAUUUUUUAAUUCAUUUAAUCCCAACAGGCACUCCUUUGGGUUUAAUUAGUUUUAUGGUUGUUGUGGAGUUGCUAAGAAAUUUUAUUCGUCCUAUGGCUUUAACUUUUCGAUUAACUGCUAACAUAAUAGCUGGGCAUUUACUUAUGAGAUUGAUUGGGAAUGCUGUUCUUUUUUUGCCAACUUAUUUUUUGAUUUUUGGGGCUAUAGCCCAAAGGCUUCUAGUGUUUAUGGAGUUGGGUGUAUCUAUUAUUCAGGCUUAUGUUUUUUCUACUUUAUUACUUUUAUAUCUUUCUGAGGGGGAGAGGUCUCAUUAA
Messenger RNA from Dermatophagoides pteronyssinus (European house dust mite), 675 nucleotides. NCBI's taxonomy places the organism in Eukaryota, Metazoa, Arthropoda, Arachnida, Sarcoptiformes, Pyroglyphidae. The record is from the annotation of a RefSeq genome assembly.